AUGCACUUGGGGUGGGCCUUCGUUCAGCUUCUCUUGCUUGCACCGGGGGCACUCGCAGAGGCCUCAGUGCCCUUGCUCCGUGGCUCUACACGCGGUCUUGCAGAGCUUCCAAGCUGUACGGAGAAGCCCAACUUCCAUUUGGCACGGGCUUCGUGGUGUGGAGAGCAGAAAGAGCCGGUGGCGUGCGCCAAGGACUCGGACAGUCCCAAUCCCAUCUGGGACUGUCAUCUUCAGGCCGAUGUGUCCAGCGAUUGGCAGAAUCAGAACUCCCAGGGUUCGGCCACACGCUUUGUCACUUGGAACCUCUACGUCUUCACACUGGCCGGUCGCAUCCAUCCUGUGGUGGAUGAGCUGCUGCGAAUGCAACCAGAGAUUGCGGCCAUCCCAGAGAUGUGGCACGAGAAGGGUGCUAUCCUGGAUCUACUCAACCAGAGGUCCGGCAACGUUUGGGCAUUUGCCACAGGAGGGGCCACAGAGCAGUUCAAUGAUGCAGACAUCUUGUUCAGGACUGACAAGUGGGAGCACAUUGCCAGCGACCUCGUUCCGUUCUCGGCCGGCCGCGCUAUCAACUGGGCAGCCCUGAGGCGAAAGUCCGAUGGCUACUCGCUCAUUGCAUCCGGCACGCAUCCUCUCUGCUGUCAGGGCGACUACGUCAUCACGGAGGCUGUGGAUUUUGUGACUAAGACCCUCAGUCAGGUGCAGAACCGACACCCAUACCCCAUCGUGCUUAUGGGGGAUUUGAACACCGGCUACUUUCAGCCUUCGCAGCAGCUUCUGAGACGAGGGCAGGUGGAGGCCUUCGGACGCCAUUGGCAAAUUCCAAUGACCUUUACAGAUGCCUGGGCAGAGCUUCAUCCCGGCAAUCCGGACCCUUCCACGAUCAACGACGACCCGGUGCGACUGGACUACGUCUACUUCCAGAAGACGCCGUUUUCCGUGGGCCAGUCCAUCGUACAGUCACAGAUCUGGCCGCGCGCCGCGGGCAGCGACCACCGCGCGGUCUCCGGGGAUGUGGUGCUCAACCGGUGA
Molecule: messenger RNA, 1029 nt
Organism: Symbiodinium sp. CCMP2456
Lineage: Eukaryota; Dinophyceae; Suessiales; Symbiodiniaceae
Source: the annotation of a GenBank genome assembly